Lineus longissimus is the source of this 7015-nucleotide messenger RNA. RefSeq lists its product as uncharacterized. Gene Ontology annotation, cellular component: cytoplasm. The record is from RefSeq and is a predicted model, not a curated record. Gene Ontology annotation, molecular function: cysteine-type deubiquitinase activity. Bases 167 to 2836 code for a protein of 889 amino acids. Lineage: Eukaryota; Metazoa; Nemertea; Pilidiophora; Heteronemertea; Lineidae. The transcript is spliced from 8 exons. Gene Ontology annotation, biological process: protein linear deubiquitination.
UACAGUCAGAGUCGACUGCAUAAUCAAUGAAUGGACACCGAGGGUCGUAACGGAGAGCCAGGGUAGAGCCAGAAGGGGAGAGCCGGUCAGGAAAUCUUACAAACGUCUCCUGGCUUGGCGUACCCUGCCCUAGGUCUACCUCGAAGUCUUCCAAAGGAGCGACAGGAUGCUUUCGAAGAUGCUGAACGGCUUAUUUCAUCGUGUUUGGGAUUUGCCUCUUUGUGAACGCCAUAUUAUUAUUACGUUUGUACUUCAUAAUGGAAAGACUUAUGUACACAUUGAUAUUCAGGAAUCGGAUCAGGUUAAAGCCACCAGCUUUCUCUGUCUGUUAGGAUUCGGCAUUGGCUUUGGUUCAGUACUGCUGUAUAAACUCUACAAUCGCAUCGCCGCCAGAUGGUGGGGCCCGACAGACAAGUCGCUUCCAUCCAAUUCCUCAUCCAAUCUCAAGAAACGUGCUUAUGGCAGACGACACAGUCGAAGGCCAAGCAAGAACUCCGAUGACGAAGACUCUGACCAGACUUCCAGCGAAGACGACAACGACCUAGCGGCCGGAGGAACCAUGGGUAACCAAAUAUCGGAAGAAAAACAUCGGAAAUAUGCCGUUUAUUACGAAAAAUACAAAGAUAAUGUGCGGUUUGCAAAUUCAGCCACACGACCGGAGGGUGGAGGUUUAACAUCAUCAACAGAUGUCAACGUUCCCCGGGGAGUUAAUAUUCGUAAUCGCAGGGGGAGGUAUGGUCAAAAUCGUGGAUUGCAUUCACAGGGACACAAUGGACAGCAAAACGAGGAAUCUGGAGAUCCUUUGGACGAUCUUUCCCCCAAUUCUACCGGGGCGACUUAUAUGGAUUAUUUCGCAACUAAGUACCUAUCGGCAGGUGGUGCUACUGCCAGCGCAGACUAUUCUGAGGUCGAUAACGCAUUACAAGACGAAAACCAAGAUACCAUCUCAAGAGAUUUUUCAAUGAUGGGGAACUUCAGCCCCGGGUCAUUAUAUGAGAAAAAUUAUCGUUAUGACCCAGAUCGAAUAGCAUAUGAAGCGUCGGGACUUCCAGGCGAUCCAAACUUCCAGUAUUCACCAUUGAAGGAAUACCCUAUGAACUGUGAUGACACUAAAGAACAAUCAUACGUCAAAGUCAAAGUUCCAGAUAGUUUAAAUCAACUGUCACUGGAAGGUGGUGACUGUCAGGGGAAUGUUCAGCGACGACAGUUGCCCGAGCGACCGCAAGGAUUGCGCCGUAGUUAUGAAACCUCGUCGGAAAACAACUCGCCAAUGCAGGUGCGGAGAAAAAUACGGAGUACGUCGGAUGCUGAUCUUGUAUACAAGAGGCAAUUAUCAGAUUAUAAUGAUUUAUCGGGAAUCGAAACAACUGAUAGUGACAUUUUUGGUGAUGGUGAAUCGGUGCCUUCAGUUGCCAGUUACUUUGAAAAGAUUGAACGUGAAUUAGCUGCCCUUAAAGGGGAGAUGGCAGAUAUGGAUGAUAAAAUACAAGUUUUAGGGAAAGAUCCUGAUUUUAGUGAUAUCGAUUUAGACUUGGAUCAGUUCAGCGAACCUGAAGAUUUAGAUCGUACCUUCAGUGUGCUCAAGAAAUACAACCGAAGUGGGAGUUUGCGGAGUUCAAGAGCUUCCAGCGUCUCUGGCGAUCGUGAUCUUCGCCAGUCGCCCCAACGCGGACUAGCUACCUCAGACAUUGUUACUCAAGUCCAACAUCAGUUAAUGAAUGAUAAAUUUCAUGUUCAUGUUCAUGUGCAUGUUCAUGACGAGAAAAAGACAGAUAUAAACAAACAAUUGCUCACGCAAGAAUACGUUGAGAAGCUUCCACUUGCCCAGUCGCCAGACGAUACGUCUUCGUCGUCUUGUGGUGUGAGCAUGCCCAGUUGCGAUAGCAGUAAACAAGCUAGUCCAGUGGUCGAAGAUAGACCGGUUGAAGAUUACCAGGAGCAACCAAGUGAUAUCACCAAUAAUAAUGGAUCAGGAAACAGUCAAUCAGGUCCCACCAGGUCCACAAAAGGUAGCGUGCCUGUGAGUGUUGGCGAUCUCUUUGAUAUCCUGACGUACGCCGACCAAGAAUGGAGAGGUAACACUGUCACUGCCAAAAAUAUAAUCAAAGGUUACCAUGUCAUCCCUGACAAGAUCAAUUGUCAGCAUCUGAGAAAGAUCCGUGGAGACAACUAUUGUGCCAUACGAGCCUCCCUAUUCCAGAUAUUCGUCAACAAUGUGGGUCUUUUCAACCACGUAGGAAGUCUCAAUAAUCUGCUAGAGACAUUGGAGGAGAGGCUAUAUGGAAAGCAUUCCUAUCUACGAGACUGGAGUUUUGCCAAUCGUCUUGAAAGAACAUCCAAUGACGUCCUGGAGAACAUGAGAGACUGCCUUACUUCAUUACAUAAUAUGUUCAACGAGGUAUCCAACCUCACCUGUCGCCAAGAUCGAGAAUCUGCAUUCAUGAAGAUGGUGAAUGGGGACGAAGUUACUGACAUCCGUAUGAUGGAGGGCGUCAAGCUCCUGAUGAUGCUGCAUGCCAUUGAUGUUUAUGAAGAUAUGACAGCCGACAGGGAAGUUCCUGUCUUUGUCUGGUUGAUGUACGCUCGAGAUACAUCAGAUAAUCCCAGGAUGCUCUUCAAGAACCAUAUAAACACGGUCGGGGAUAGCGGUGGACUGGAACAGGUGGAGAUGUUCCUAUUGGGCCAUACGCUUGGUGUGAUUAUAGAAGUAGUCCGUCCAUCACAGUACAGCAGUGAAGACUUCCUCAGCUACUACCCAUCAGACAUGCAGAAAAAUCUCCCAACAAUCACACUGGUUGCCGAGGACGACAGGCACUACAAUGUUGUGUUGCCAUAGAAACCUUUGAUAACCAAAGCUGUAGAAGUUACAAUCUACUUGUACUUGUUGUAGUGGAUGGUUAAAUGCUUCUGGUUACCAUGAGGAUAGGGUUGCCAUCUCAACCAUCUCAAAUUGGUAUCCAGGGAUACGCAGCAUUGUCUUGAGAAUUGUGUUACCAUAGCAACAAGGUUAUUUUUCGAAUUGGUGCCAGAAAGAACAUUCAUGUUGGUGCCACAAUUUCUGUUUGGGAUGGCAAAACUACCGUUUAGAAUUUGUGAUAUAAGAGCCUGCCAGGGUUUAAAAAUAGAUCUGUUGUUUCCAUGACAACUGUUGUCACGGUGACCAUCUUGGUUACCAUGGUGAGAGCAAAAUAUUAGUGAAGGCUAUGAAACAUGACAUCAACAGAUUAUGCAAAAAGUAUGCUGUGAAAUGAUCAUAAUCCAAUGGUACAAUAUUUACCUGAACUGUGAAUGGUUUUAUGGAUUAUUUCAUGCCUGUAAGCUAUUACAAUGUGUGAGAGGAGAGCAAAACGCAAAAACUGAAGAAGCAAUCGGAGGUCAAAUUUCAACAUGUACAUGUAUGGGCGGAGUUUUAUUCGACUACUUAUUUCCAUCUCCUGUUUGUUCUUAAACGAAAUAUCAUAUUCAUAAUAGUACAAAUGAGUUUAAAAAAUAAUCUUCAGAGGCAUGAUUCGACUUUUGGAUAAUUGUGAUUAUUGUGUAUUGUAGUAUAUGUUAUACAUAUAAAAUUGUAUUUUAAGUUAAUGAAGAAAUAGAAAACUUGCUGGUAAGUUGUCUUGAUUGAAAGAAAGGUGAUUUUAGCUACUUGACUGAAUGAGAAAGUGGGUCAAUUUUGUUGGCAUUCUUAAAAAAAUUUAGCAGUUGACAGGCUUGUCAAAAAGCAAAAUAUGUUUUGCUGGAGUCGUGAACUGCUGUCAGGGUCAUUCAAAUGGUGAAGCACGCAAAAAUUGUGAGUGUCAGUAAAAAGAUGUGCCAUUAUGUGUGACCAUAGUGCCUGCAUAUACAUAUUACCUAUUAAAACUUCCCCUCUUCUUUAAACCUUUCAAAGGCCGGGGAAACACUUGUUGCUUAAUAUCUUAACUCCACCUGCCUGUGAAGUCUUCCUUUAAAUUGUUUACUUUUUUCCCUAUGCAUGAAUUCUCCUGCUACAGUGUGUGUUUUCGUUAUUCGAGGCAUAUAUCUCAUUCUUGGUCAAGUUAGAUUCUUGUUGUUGAUCUGAUAUUUUCUUAGGAAACGGUAAAUUCAGGAAGAAAUACUUGUAGGCAAUAUUUCUUCAACACACGCUGCACUUUAGAAAUAUGUAGGAGAUUAAGGGAUAUAAUAUUCCUUCUUUAGUAUCUAGUGGGUGCUUUGUAUGCUAUAUACUUGAUAGAAGACCAGCAUGCUGGUUUUUAUUGUACACUGACUUUCACUAAAGCCACUAGGUAUUUUAAGCUUUCGUUAUUGUCUUUUGAUAGCCUACCAUCAUUGUUCAAUAUCUUUUCGAAUUUUCGUGAUGGUUCCUCUUGACUGAGAUCACAUACCAUACCUCAGCUCAUUGUUAGAGGGGGCAACUAGCACUUAAGUAAGGCUGUAUCUUGUCUAAUCUGUUGUGCCUCACUCUUAUUUGGAUGAGGUGAGCUAACUUUGUGGUUAUGAUCUGCUCUUCACACACAAAUAAAUAUGAACGAAAUUGCUCUGAUUAUGCCUCUCAAGAAUGAGAACAUUUUCAACAAUUUCGUAUUGAGUUUUUCAGCCUCUGGAUCAAAAGGUAGAGUAAUAUCAUCAAAAAAGUUUGUCUUGAAUAGUUUUAGCAGAAAAUUGAUGCUGGCUUCGUAGUUUUUCGCUGAUCCAGAAAGGCAUAAGUGUGAAGAACAUUGGUCAAAGGGAUGAAGGCUCUUUACAUGUAUCUUGACUAUCACCAAUAGAUUCACAGCCUCAAAUGUACUGUAAACCAAUAACCAAGGCUCUGGGAAAAGUUGUCGCUUAUAGUGCCGUAUAGAAAAUUGGGAAACGUGCGAAAAAAUUAUCUUCAGGAAUAUUAAUUUUUGAUUUAUCCGUCAAUAAAUCAGUUUCUGUCUUUGGCCCCAAGUGCCUACUCUUGCCAGAGCUGGUUGCAUUUGAGGUCUUAGGGAUGAUAGGUUUCGUGUUGUAAUUGCACUUUACAACACUUUCUUUCUCCUAAUAUGCAGUGAUCUUCUUAACAGAUUUUGAUUCUAUUUUCUCUUUUUCAUCAUUAUUUAAUCGGAGUUGCGUUUUGUUCUCUGCUUCUUAUGUGGCAAACUUCAUGAUAAAUGAACUGUGCAAUAUCAGAUUUUCACUUAUACAGAUCUCUAGUAACUUAUUAUGGCCAUAUUCUCUGUUCAUGAUAUUAUUUAUAUUUAUCUAAACUUACAAUGUAUAAUAUAUUUUUAAUCUCCUGUUUAAGAUUUCUCAGACAAUUUCAUUGAAUGUGUAUUGCUUGACACUCCUAAUCUUUCUUGCAAUUCCAUUUCCCCUGACACAAUCGCCUUUCUGCCCGGAAGUUACCACACAAGGGAAAAUACAUGUGUUGGAAAAAUGUGCUGUUUAUUUCAUGUAAUAAUAAGCGAAGCUAUGUGAUAAAGUGUGUGUGUUAUGUCUUGCAAUAUUUAAAAAGCUGUAUGACUUGUAUAGAUCUGACUAAAUGUGUAUGUUUGGAAAAUUCAAACUAACAUGAAUAUGCUUUAACAUGUAUAUCAAUUUACUAUGACAAAUUACAUAUUUCAAAUAAGUUAUCAAAUAUCAUAAUGCCAUCAGUCCCAUUGAAUAAUACCCAUACUAGGUUUCAUCAUUCAUUAGAUAAGUUUUAGGUAGAGCACAGCAAGUUAGCCCAUGGUUCAGUGAUGCAAGACUUGAUCAACUGAAACUAGUGAGAGUCAUUUUCCUCUGGACAGCUGCUGGUACUUAUAAGGAAAAUGUUGGCCGCUAAGUUUCAUUGAAUGCUUGGUUCCAUAAGGUUUGGCAUCACAUGUUUGCACAUAGCAUUCAUGAAAUGAAGCAUUUGGUAAUUUCUGAAACCAGAACAGGUAAUUACUCUUGUCUCUCUAUAGAAUGGGUACAAUCUGGCUUGCUUUUGCUGUAGUCUUUUUAGCAUUUCUGUACCAGGUUCUACCAUGAGAUUUCGAUGCUUGGUCCCAAACAGAAUAUCAAGUUCUUAUGUUUGGUUAUGUGGUGGGGAGUUAUAUGUAUAGUCUUUUUGGGGUGAUGGGAUGGGCCGAAAACCAUCUUGACGUGUAGUUGAUCAUGUCGGGAUAAGAUCGCAAUUGGUUAUCAGGAGAAUAGACAUGCCACAAAGCAGUGAUACCCCCUGUAUACAUACUGUUGCAUGUUUUCAAAGAGCUUUAAGUUCCAGGUUUUUCUGUCACUGCAACUUUCAUGGGAGUUACUUGCUGUGUGAAUUUUUCAAAUCAGAAUUGUCAUGUUUACAUUUUCGUAGACAAAUACAUGUAUAAAUCUCACCAACGCAGUGGAGUUGUGCCUAACUAUGUUAACAUUUUGUAAUAAACUGUUUAAAGCAUUUCCUUGUCACUACUAAUAACAUAAUAAUUUUAACAAAAUCUUAUUGGGGUUAAUUCAUCAGUAAUUCAAAACUUUGUGGUACAAUGUAUGUGUGUAGAUCAAAGUGUAAAUCUGAUGUGGAUUAGUACAACUGCGAGUAGAAGAUUCUGUGUCAGUCCAUAUUAUAGCAAGAAAGAAAAAUUGAAGUUCUUGUGCUUGAAAAUGUGGGACAUUGUCCAUAUCUUUGGAUGGAUGUUGCCGUCAAAACCCAAAAUCAAUCGAAGCAUGAUGUUUCUUGGGUUUUACUUUCUACAGCUCUUUCCUUCUCUGAAUUGGAUGAUAUCCCAUGACCCAGUUGCUCAAUCAAAGUUGGCUCUCCCAGUAUGGUUCUAUGGAGACUUUCAAUAUCUAGCUGGAAUUUACUGAAUUAGCUUGUCUCUAGUGAAAUAGGGAUGUUGGAGAAUAACUUCAUGAGCAACUGGGUACAGUGGUAAUUGGCUGAUAGUAUUGUAAUGUAAAUAUUUGUUUUCCAGUGUAAAAUGUGUAAAUAGUCUCCGUGUAUAUAAUGUAUAAAUGACUCCAGGAAAUCAAAGACAAAUUGGUGCUAUGGAGAACACUUGUCUCAAUGGUUUCACACAUGAUUUUUAGCAAUAAAAAUGAACGACCUGGAAAUGAAUAA